AACGCCCGCCCCGGAAGGCCGGAAGAGGAAGCGCAGCCCGGCGGGGUGGCUGCGGCAAAAAUGGCAACGUUAGUUCUGGAUAAUGGAGCCUACAACGCCAAAAUCGGCUACAGCCAUGAGAACGUCUCGGUUAUUCCUAACUGUCAGUUCAGAUCAAAAACAGCACGUCUUAAAACUUUUACUGCUAACCAGAUAGAUGAAAUAAAAGAUCCUUCUGGCCUGUUUUACAUCCUUCCUUUUCAGAAGGGUUACUUGGUGAAUUGGGAUGUUCAAAGACAAGUGUGGGAUUACCUUUUUGGAAAAGAAAUGUAUCAGGUUGAUUUUAUAGAUACGAAUAUUAUCAUCACAGAACCAUAUUUUAACUUCACUUCAAUUCAAGAAUCAAUGAAUGAAAUCCUGUUUGAAGAAUACCAAUUUCAGGCAGUAUUAAGAGUGAAUGCUGGGGCCCUCAGUGCACAUAGAUACUUCCGGGAUAAUCCUUCUGAACUAUGCUGCAUCAUUGUAGAUAGUGGAUACUCCUUUACACAUAUCGUUCCUUAUUGUAGAAGUAAAAAGAAAAAAGAAGCCAUUAUUCGGAUAAAUGUUGGGGGAAAACUUCUAACAAAUCAUCUAAAGGAGAUCAUAUCUUACAGGCAGCUACAUGUUAUGGAUGAAACACAUGUUAUUAACCAAGUGAAAGAAGAUGUGUGCUAUGUGUCUCAGGAUUUUUAUAGAGACAUGGAUAUUGCAAAGUUGAAAGGAGAAGAAAAUACAGUAAUGAUAGACUAUGUUUUACCUGAUUUCAGUACAAUUAAAAAGGGCUUUUGUAAGCCAAGGGAGGAGAUGGUACUUAGUGGAAAAUAUAAAUCUGGAGAACAAAUACUUCGCCUGGCCAAUGAGAGAUUUGCUGUUCCAGAAAUACUCUUUAACCCUUCUGAUAUUGGAAUUCAAGAAAUGGGAAUCCCAGAAGCUGUUGUCUAUUCAAUUCAGAACUUACCUGAAGAAAUGCAGCCACAUUUUUUUAAGAACAUCGUCUUAACAGGAGGAAAUUCCCUUUUCCCAGGAUUUAGGGAUCGUGUGUAUUCAGAAGUUCGAUGUCUUACUCCAACAGAUUAUGAUGUCUCGGUAGUGCUGCCUGAAAACCCGAUUACUUACGCUUGGGAAGGUGGAAAACUGAUCUCAGAAAAUGAUGAUUUUGAAGAUAUGGUGGUCACAAGAGAAGAUUAUGAAGAAAAUGGACAUAGCAUCUGUGAAGAGAAAUUUGAUAUUUAAGAAACAUUU
Messenger RNA from Suncus etruscus (white-toothed pygmy shrew), 1260 nucleotides. It is a transcript of the gene ACTR6, whose product is annotated as actin related protein 6. NCBI's taxonomy places the organism in Eukaryota, Metazoa, Chordata, Mammalia, Eulipotyphla, Soricidae. Bases 61 to 1251 code for a protein of 396 amino acids. Gene Ontology annotation, cellular component: Swr1 complex. The transcript is spliced from 11 exons. The record is from RefSeq and is a predicted model, not a curated record. Gene Ontology annotation, molecular function: nucleosome binding.